ACUAUCUAAAUACUUCUACAGUGUGAUCUAGUCUUUGUUCGGUAGGAUCUACUAGAGGGUAUGACCGAGGAUGAUUCGUUAAAGCGGAAUACGAUUGCACUAUCAAAAGAGGUGUCCAAGGCUUCCGCAGGGGAGUAUGCCUCUCAGCCACAAGACUGUGAGCACUACCGUAUGACGGUAAGCCAAGUGGAGAAGCUCUUCAGCACUAACGUGUUAGAGGGCUUGUCCACGAAGAGAGCGGAGGAGAUGCUGGCGGCGUUUGGUGAGAAUACUCUUGGUGAUGACCAGAAGAUCUCGCUCACCAGUAUUGUGAUCCAUCAGACCUUCAAUGCGAUGAUCCUGGUGCUCUUCAUCUCGAUGGUUAUCUGCUUCGGUGUCAGGGAUUGGAUCUCGGGUGGUGUCAUUGCCUUCGUUGUCUUUAUCAAUGUCGCCAUCGGCUCCCAACAGGAGUACAAGGCUUCAAAGACCAUGAACUCGUUGAAAUCCUUGUCCUCCCCAACUGCUAGAGUGUACAGGAAUGGUGAAUUGACCACCAUUGCGACGAAAUGCGUUGUCCCAGGUGAUAUCGUCCAGGUCAAGGUUGGAGACACCGUUCCUGCGGAUAUUAGAAUCGUCGAAUGUUUGAACUUUGAGACUGACGAAGCGCUGCUGACCGGUGAGUCCUUACCAGUCGCUAAAGAUCAGACAGUUGUCUACGACGACGUGAUUGGCGUCGGUGAUCGUCUCAACAUGGCCUUCUCUUCAUCUAUCGUCACUAAAGGUCGUGCAACCGGUAUUGCCGUUAAGACAGGGCUCAGCACUGAGAUUGGUGAGAUUGCGCAAUCUUUGAAAGGAACCAAAAGAUCCUUAAAAGGUGACGAAAAUACCUCGACAAUGACAAACCUGUGGAAUGUCACCAAAGAUGCUAUUGGAACCUUCUUGGGCACCACUGUGGGUACUCCAUUGUCCAGAAAGUUAUCCAAGCUGGCCCUGAUUUUGUUUGCGAUUGCUGUUGUAUUUGCCAUCAUCGUGAUGGCUUCUCAAAAGUUUGUUGUGACAAGUGAAGUUGCCAUAUAUGCCAUCUGUGUUGCUAUCUCCAUGAUUCCAUCCUCGUUGAUUGUUGUUUUAACAAUCACCAUGUCUGUUGGUGCAAAGGUUAUGUCCAACAAGCAUGUCAUUGUGAGAAAGUUGGACUCUUUGGAGGCUCUAGGUUCCAUCAAUGACAUUUGUUCAGAUAAAACUGGUACUUUGACUCAAGGAAAGAUGAUUGUCAAGUCAUGUUGGGUCCCUUCUGUUGGUACUUAUCAAGUUAUUAACUCUCAAGAGCCUUUCAACCCAACUAUUGGUGAGGUUAAGUUCCAGUUGUUGUCUCCAUAUGAGCUAUCCCAAUCUCAGGAUGAGAAGAGCUCGGCGUACCAGGAUCUCAGGCCAAAUGAUCUAUUCAACAAGUGGUUGGAAACAGCCACGAUGGCCAACAUUGCUACUGUUUUCCAAGAUGAACAUGGUGAUUGGAAAGCACAUGGUGAUCCAACGGAAAUUGCAAUUCAAGUCUUUGCACACAGAAACAACUAUGCUCGUGAACAGUUCACUGAAGGUGAGGAUGCGCCUUACAAACAUCUUGCUGAAUUCCCAUUCGAUUCCUCAGUCAAAAAGAUGUCCGCUAUAUACUCAAAAGUCUCAGAUCCGAAUCACAAGCUCAUUUAUACAAAGGGUGCUGUCGAACGUGUGCUUGGAAGCUGCGUCAACUGGUAUGUCAACGGAGAUCUUACACCAUUGACUGAGAAAGAUGUUAAGGUCAUUGAGGAUAACAUGAAUGCCAUGUCAUCUGAAGGUUUACGUGUCCUGUCGUUUGCUCACAAGGUCGUUCCAGGUUCUUUCGACAUCACCAACCGUGAAAAUGUAGAGUCUGACCUGACAUUCCUGGGUUUGGUUGGUAUCUAUGAUCCCCCUCGUCUGGAAUCUCGUGGUGCUGUCAAAAAAUGUCACAGAGCUGGUAUCAAUGUCCACAUGUUGACUGGUGAUCACCCUGGUACGGCAAAGGCGAUUGCCCAAGAAGUUGGUAUCUUACCACACAACCUAUACAACUACUCUCAGGAGAUUGUUGACGUUAUGGUCAUGACUGCUCAACAAUUUGACGACUUGAGUGAUGAAGCAGUUGAUAAAUUGCCGGUGUUACCAUUGGUUAUCGCCCGUUGUUCUCCAAAGACGAAGGUCAGAAUGAUUGAUGCAUUGCACCGUCGUAACAAGUUCUGUGCUAUGACUGGUGAUGGUGUCAACGACUCUCCAUCUUUGAAGAAGGCCGAUGUUGGCAUUGCCAUGGGUAUUUCCGGCUCAGAUGUUGCCAAAGAUGCCUCUGAUAUUGUUUUGAGUGAUGAUAACUUUGCCUCUAUCAUCAAUGCAAUAGAAGAAGGCAGAAGAAUGAACGACAACAUUCAGAAGUUUGUGCUACAACUCCUGGCUGAAAACGUCUGUCAAGCUUUGUUCUUGAUGAUUGGUCUGGUCUUCAAAGAUGAUAACGAUGUGUCUGUUUUCCCGUUGUCUCCUGUUGAAGUGUUAUGGAUCAUUGUUGUUACGUCAUGUUUCCCUGCCAUGGGCUUGGGUGUUGAAGCUGCUCAACCAGACGUUAUGGAGAAAGACCCGAAACCCUCUAAUGAGUCUGUCUUUUCCUGGGAAAUGCUUAUCGAUUUGUUCAUCUAUGGUGUCAUUCUGACGAUUGCUUGUUUGGCUUCGUUCACCACUGUUAUGUAUGGCUUUGGCGAUGCCCAGUUCGGCUAUGACUGUAACAACGGUCCUAGCGAUGUCUGUAGAUGGGUGUUCCGUGCUCGUUCGUGUGCAUUUGCUACCAUGACAUGGGGAGCUUUGAUCUUGGCCUGGGAAGUCAUUGAUAUGAGACGUUCGCUAUUUGCCAUGAAGCCAGAUACUGACACACCAUACACGCAGGUUUUCAAGGAUCUUUGGGGUAACCAGUUCUUGUUCUGGUCAGUCAUCGGAGCAUUCCUCUCUUGUUUCCCUGUUGUUUAUAUCCCAGUCAUCAAUGACAAAGUGUUCUUACACGGGUCUAUCGGUAAGGAAUGGGGUGUUGCCUUUGCUUAUACUGCUGCUUUCUGGGCUGGAUGUGAGCUUUACAAGUUCUUCAAGAGACUGUACUUCAAGGUAGAACACUCGCAUAACCCAGAGUACGAUUUGGAGAGAAAGAACCCAUUCGACCGUUAUGUAUCUUUCUCUAGAGCAAACACCGGUAUGGAGAAGACCAUCCUAGUCCAUGACACUACUGUUCCCGUCACUUAAUCCCAUUUCUUCUUCAUAAAGCUCCGUUAGUUAAAUUACAUUUUACAGAUACUAGCCCACCUUGUAA
Williopsis jadinii is the source of this 3334-nucleotide messenger RNA. Its product is annotated as potassium/sodium eff. NCBI's taxonomy places the organism in Eukaryota, Fungi, Ascomycota, Saccharomycetes, Phaffomycetales, Wickerhamomycetaceae. Gene Ontology annotation, biological process: intracellular calcium ion homeostasis; calcium ion transmembrane transport. The coding region runs from base 61 to 3267 and encodes 1068 amino acids. The transcript has a single exon. The record is from RefSeq and is a predicted model, not a curated record. Gene Ontology annotation, molecular function: ATP hydrolysis activity; P-type calcium transporter activity; ATP binding. Gene Ontology annotation, cellular component: plasma membrane.